Macroventuria anomochaeta is the source of this 1215-nucleotide messenger RNA. RefSeq lists its product as uncharacterized. The record is from RefSeq and is a predicted model, not a curated record. Bases 1 to 1215 code for a protein of 404 amino acids. NCBI's taxonomy places the organism in Eukaryota, Fungi, Ascomycota, Dothideomycetes, Pleosporales, Didymellaceae. The transcript is spliced from 3 exons.
AUGGCUCCUCUCAGCGCACUCAAUUUACUAGUCUUGCACAAACGCAUUCCAGAGCCCAUACCAGAGCCUUCGACACGGACAUCACCACCAACACGAUCCAGCUUAUCAACGGAAGGCGGCUUCUUGGAAGCUUGGGCGCAAGGUUACAACGUGGGAAGCCUUGUCAUAUUGAUCUUGAUUGUCUUUUGCAACUAUCGAUCUGGCAUAUGGCUGCACAAGCUGAUUCUUCUUGAGCUUGUUCUCGCUCUCUGGCACGGUACUUUCAUAUUCGUCGAAGACCCAUACUACGGAUGGUACUUAUCAGCAACGGCAACCCUGCUCUUCAUUUCGUACUUCCUCCACAACGUCGUUGCCUGGCUGAAAAUUCGACCGUUCCUUCCACAGUGGGGCUCACGUCUCUUCAUCAUCUCGCUCCUCUGUGUUCAGCCAUUCUGGAUCGCCGAGGCCUGGUCCAACUUCUCUUACUUCAAUAGCCUAGGCUCGGAUGCUAAUGUCCGCAUGCGCCCAUGGGAGGCCCUCGUUCGCGACCCGUGGUGGAUCUUCACCACCUGGAAGUUGAUCGAUGCAAUCAAGAAGACAUAUGGCUUCAAGAUAUGUGCUCUCAUUCGCAUCAAUUCUAGGUUCGGCAUUAUGUUACUCUGCAUGUUUUUUUCUAUAGCUUUCCUUCUCACCGACGCCGCCGUCUCCGCCGCACGUGUGACAGCCAGCAGCGGCAUCAACCCGUACUGGCGCUUCGCCUUAGUCUUCAAGUGCGCCUCCGACACCAUCUUCCUUGACGACUUCAAGUCUGUCCUUGACGAAAUCGUUCACCGCAAGUUCAGCUCUGCAAACGGCACCGUAGGCCGUGGGCCAAACGUCGGCUUGAGUAGCAGCCACGAUGUCCGAAAGCGCUCGCACUCGUCUCGUGGCGAUGAGUUCAUCGAAUGUACCUCUCUUGAACAGCCGCCAAGCCUGCCAAAAGUUUCAACCAUGGAACCGAGCGCGAUCAAGUCACGAUUUCUGAACCCAUUUGCCGCGAAGAAGAAUAGGACUAACGUCCCAGAAAUACAUGUGGGGCAAGAGAUGUCUGUCACGUUACAACCCAGGCAGGCAAGCCACGACAGUUGGAACAGCGAGAGCCCUAUGCUACCAAAGCCGGCGCACACUGCGUAUGGCAAUGAGAGUCUGGGCGUCAGCGAGAGUGACGGAAGUUCGUUGAUGGGAAGACAUGUAUGA